AUUCUGAAUGGGAGGGUCUGGUUUGUUAUAAUCACCUGGUGCACUAAGAAGAAAAGUUACAGGCAGGGGCGGACUGACCAUUUGGAACCUCGGGCACUGCCCGAGGGCCCGGGGUCAGUAGGGGGCCCCAUGAGAUGCCCCUGGUACCUUUUUCAUGGGCUUUUUUGAGUUUGGGCAAGGACACAGGAGCCCCAUGAUCCCCUAUUGCCCGGGGGCCCCAUGAGUUGUCAGUCCACCCCUGGUGAGUGUCUUUUUCUCUCUCGCCAUGGGGGAUGGUGGCUGGUGUAUGGGGGGCAGUGGGGGCCCCAUGAGAUGCCCCUGGUACCUUUUUCAUAGGCUUUUUUGAGUUUGGGCAAGGACACAGGGGCCCCAUGAUCCCCUAUUGUCCGGGGGCCCCAU
Molecule: messenger RNA, 399 nt
Organism: Staurois parvus
Lineage: Eukaryota; Metazoa; Chordata; Amphibia; Anura; Ranidae
Source: the annotation of a GenBank genome assembly